This is a messenger RNA of Drosophila willistoni, 1720 nucleotides long. RefSeq names its product pituitary homeobox homolog Ptx1 (gene OdsH). The coding region runs from base 472 to 1656 and encodes 394 amino acids. The transcript is spliced from 4 exons. Lineage: Eukaryota; Metazoa; Arthropoda; Insecta; Diptera; Drosophilidae. Gene Ontology annotation, molecular function: DNA-binding transcription factor activity, RNA polymerase II-specific; sequence-specific double-stranded DNA binding. The record is from RefSeq and is a predicted model, not a curated record. Gene Ontology annotation, biological process: regulation of DNA-templated transcription.
UUUGCAGGUGUCGCGCGUUUUGCCAUCUCACUUUUUAAAAACUGCCGUCGCCGUCGUCGUUGCCAUUGCUGUCGCUGCGGUGACAUUUUUACACACAGAGAGAGCGAGAGCGAGAUUUGCACACACAGAGACAACACAACAUACCGUUGCAAUUAUUAAACAAACACGAAGACACCUUCGUGUUCCUCGCUCCAUCUCAUUCGCACACGCUUCGCACAUAGUCCGAGACUCCGACUCUCAGUAAUUUUAAUUCGAAUCAAUUUGUUUGUCGCCGCCGCGGCCCCAGCACAGUGGGCAUCUCCAAUAGUCCCUAACCAUCAUCAAUCCUUUGGGGAUCCUUUCUUGGGAUCCUUGGAACGCAUUUCCCUUUUUUUUUUUGUCGUGUUUUAACUUUCAAUUGACAUAAUUAUUUGCCUAUUUUGUUUGGUUUUUUAUUUUGUUUUCUUUUUGUGAAUUGUGUUUGGCUCGAUCAUGGAUCAGCUGAUUAAACAUCUGCAAUUGGCAGCUGUUGCGCAGGCGCAAACACAAACCCAUCCACAUCCGCAUCCGCAUUCCGCGUUGCAAUUGUAUUUGGCCAAUAUGCGGAUUCCUAGACCCUGGACCAACAACAGUUCCAUCCAAUUGGACUCAACCGGUUCGAGUUGCUCCUCCUCGGCCUACGAUACGGCACAUUCACUCAGUUCGGUGGAAUUCUUGCGUCACAUGGCCUUAAUGCAAACCGCCACUGCGGUGGCUGCUGCCGCUGCGCGGCAACAACAAUUGGAGGAUCAACAAAAGGAUAACGAUGAUGAUCAACAGCAGCAGCUUCAAGUGAAGACUGAGAAAUCGGAAACCCUUCAAACGGAUCAGCGUUCACUCAAUGAAGACUCCUCCACAUCGACCAAUACCACCAUUAACACCAAUGUGACAACCAGCACGACCCACCAUGAAAAUGAUGAUGAUGAUGAUGAUGAUGAUGACGAGGAAAAUGCGGCUGACAAUGAGGACGAUCGAAAGGAGCAGAAAAGACGUAAAAAAGAUCAUCAGAGUGAAUCCGAUGUUGAAUUGGAAACUGAAUCCGAUUUGGCCAAACGUCGUAGAUGCCGCACAAAUUUCAAUUCAUGGCAAUUGGAACAAUUGGAAUUAUCCUUUCAUCAUAGCCAUUAUCCUGAUAUAUUUAUGCGAGAGGCAUUGGCCAUGCGUCUUGAUUUAAGGGAAGGUCGCAUAGCGGUUUGGUUUCAAAAUCGUCGCGCCAAAUGGCGCAAGAAGGAGCACACAAAGAAGGGUCCUGGUCGGCCAGCACACAAUGCCCAGCCGAAGACUUGUAGUGGAGCGCCCAUUCCACUGAUUGAGCUGCAAGCACAAGAACGAGCUCAGCGCAGUAAACGUUUAAACAAGGCAAUCGAGCGACAGGCUCGGAAAUUACGUUCGAAAGGCAUCAAAGUGAACAUGGCUCAAUUAAAGGCUGACUAUUUGGCUGCACAUAGUGAAGAUUAUACGGAGGAUCAGCAGGAGGAAAUCAUUGUCGAUGUGGUGGGCAAUACGGAUAGUCUAGAAGGGGGGAAAGGCAGCUGUGCAGCGCUUCAAUCGCCAAGGGAAACUACUGUGGCGGCUCCACGUCCCAAAAAAUCUCAUUAUAAUUCCUCAUUCAGCAUCGAAUCGCUGCUGGGCACAUAACACAGAGCUAAAACAAUUUCGAUUUGUAUGACAAUUUCGAUAGAAAUCUAAAUAGACAACAAAA